CUUCAGAAUAAAGGCGAUAACGCGGGUCAACACAUCAAUACUACUGCCUGUUCUUGUGCCUGUCGCUUUUAUUUUGAAGUUUGACAGCAGAAGCUCUCUCUCCGUCCUCUCUUCUUCUGUUCAGGUCCACCAUGUGGAGGUAGACGUUGUUUGGACGCCAUGAUGUCCCACAUCAGGAGGACGUUGUCUCUUGGAAGAAGCCGCUCAGCCGUCUGCGGGUGUCGAACCAGCAACCCGCCGGCUCGGUCCGGCUCCACCUCCAUCGAUGGUGCUGAAGGAGGGCUGGUCCUGCAGUCCCGGUCCACCGACGUGUACCAGAACCUGGCUCUGGAGGACUGGAUCGACGCCAACGUGGACCUGCAGCGGCGCGGCGUCCUGCUGCUGUGGAGGAACCGGCCGGCCGUGGUCAUCGGGCGCCACCAGAACCCGUGGACCGAGUGCAACCUGCCGGCCAUGAGGAGGGCCGGCGUCCCUCUGGCCCGGAGGAGGAGCGGCGGCGGGACCGUGUUCCACGACCUCGGGAACCUCAACCUGACGUUCUUCAGCUCCAAGAAGGCGUACGACCGGCGGAGGAACCUGAAGGUCAUCACAGACGCUCUGAGGAGGAUCCGUCCGGAGCUGGACGUCCAGGCCACCGAGCGGUUCGACAUCUUACUCAACGGACACCUGAAGAUCUCAGGAAGUGCGUCCAGGCUGAGCAGGAAGUCGUCCUACCAUCACUGCACCCUGCUGCACUCCGCCGACCGCUCCGCCCUCUCCGCCGUGCUCCGCCCCUCCUGUGCCGGCAUCCGCAGCAACGCCACGCCCAGCGUCCCCUCGCCAGUCGCCAACCUGCUGGACCACGCCCCCACGCUGCAGUGGGAGGAGCUUCUGGAGGCACUGGUGCACCAGUACAAUGCAGAGUUCAGCUUCGGUGCCGCCUCCACGCUCGUCGACCCGGCUGAUGAGUCGGCGUUUCCUGGCGUCGGCACGGCGGCGGCAGAGCUUCGCCGCUGGGACUGGACGUUCGGUCGGACGCCAAAAUUCAGCGUCGAAAACCUCCUGGAGCUGAAGGACGACCGGUCGGACGCCCGCUGCUCCGCCCGGCUCCACGCGGAGGUGAAGGGCGGCGUGAUGGAGAGCUGCGAGCUGGACGUCCCGGCGGACUGGCUCCCCCGGCGGCUGAGCGGGGAACUGAGCGGCGUUCUGGUCGGAGAGAGGUUUUGUCCUCAUCGGGCCGCCGCUGCUCUUUCUACGCUGAUGCGGUCGGAGAGCAACGAGCUGCAGAGAAGACUGCACGACCUCUGUGACGCUGUGGUGUCUGUGAUGGGCUGAAAUAAAACCAUCAACUCAAAGAGACGAGUUAUUGAUCCACAGGGAGCUGAUCAAGGGGCUGUUAGUGCCCCCUGGAGGCUGCAGAGUGAACUACAUACAUACAUCUGAAGUGGUAGGGGUCACCAAACAAACAACGUCCUGAUGAUUGAUCUAUUCUGGAGCUGCAACAAGACAUAGAUAAUACAUUUAAAAAUAAUAAGCAGCUAUUUUGUUAAUCAAUCAAACAGUUUUUGCUGUUUUUGGUUCCAACUUGUUGCUACUUUUCAUGGUUUUUCAUAUUUAAUAAUUCAUUUUUUACUUGUUGGCUUUAUGAUUCAUGUUAUUUAUUGUCAUUUGCACAACAAUCACAGAGAUUAUAUACAGCAGUGUCUUAUUUAUCAGUACAUAAACAAUUCACAAAGUGUCAAACAUCACAAAGUAUUAAUUUCGAACAUGAAAUAUCAGUUAAACAGAUUAUGAUGUUUAAUUUCACUAAAUACAGCAAGAAAAUUAUUGUAUUAUGAAAUAUUGUUUAAUGUAUGAAUAUAAAAUGUGUCCUCAAUUACAACAAAAAUGAUCAGGUAGAGUUUCCUGCUAUAAUAAAUACAUGAAAUAAGUUUAUUUUCUUAUUAUGGUGUAAAAACAUGGAAACUUGACCACUGACCUUUCAAAAUAAAAGUAUGACA
Anoplopoma fimbria (sablefish) is the source of this 1979-nucleotide messenger RNA. It is a transcript of the gene lipt1, whose product is annotated as lipoyltransferase 1. Gene Ontology annotation, biological process: protein lipoylation. Gene Ontology annotation, cellular component: cytoplasm; mitochondrion. NCBI's taxonomy places the organism in Eukaryota, Metazoa, Chordata, Actinopteri, Perciformes, Anoplopomatidae. Gene Ontology annotation, molecular function: lipoyltransferase activity. The transcript has 4 exons. The record is from RefSeq and is a predicted model, not a curated record. The coding region runs from base 160 to 1314 and encodes 384 amino acids.